Funneliformis caledonium is the source of this 525-nucleotide messenger RNA. The record is from the annotation of a GenBank genome assembly. NCBI's taxonomy places the organism in Eukaryota, Fungi, Glomeromycota, Glomeromycetes, Glomerales, Glomeraceae.
AUGAGUUUUAAUGAAUAUAUUUGUAAUAUUAAUAAAAACAACUCUAUUUGGAUGCUAAAUAAUGAUCAUCAUAUAAUAGAAGUAUUAAAUGCAGGAACUACCAAGACAAUGACAUUGUAUGAAGAAAUGAAAGAAAAUCAACAGAAUCAUAAAUCAUGUGAUCAAGCAUGUCUUACAAGUGUAAUCAGGGGUGAAACUAUAUUCACAACAAUUGAAGAUAACCAACGUAAAAUUAAUUUGAGAAUUGUAUAUAAAAGAGAUGAUACAGAACUUAGUCAUACAGAAUGUGCCAAAUCACCUACUUUAGGAAAAGCUAUUCGUGAUAAGUCAAAAUGUUUGCGAACUUUAAAAUAUAUUCUUGAUGAAUAUUUAAGAAAAGAUUUAUCAGAAAAUGAUGUUAAGACUCAAAAAUAUUGGAUAUUCAAUUUUCUGUUAAGAUUGCAUGGUCAAAUAAUAGGUGUAGAACUUCUAGAUAAUGAAUUGUACUUUGGAUUAGAAGGAUCUUCUUUUAGUCUUUCUGCAUAA